AUGGGAAGAGCUCCAUGUUGCGACAAGACAAAAGUGAAGAGAGGGCCUUGGUCUCCUGAGGAAGACUCUAAGCUUAGAGAUUACAUUGAGAAGUAUGGAAAUGGUGGAAACUGGAUCUCUCUCCCUCUCAAAGCCGGUUUGAAGAGAUGUGGGAAGAGUUGUAGAUUGAGGUGGCUAAACUAUUUGAGACCAAACAUAAAACAUGGUGAUUUUUCUGAGGAAGAAGACGGGAUCAUUUUCAGCCUCUUUGCUGCCAUUGGAAGCAGGUGGUCAAUAAUAGCAGCUCAUCUACCCGGAAGAACAGACAACGACAUCAAAAACUAUUGGAACACAAAGCUAAGGAAGAAACUCAUGUCGUCUUCUUCUUCUUCUUCUCAUUCAUCAUCAGCCAUGGUUUCUCCUUUUCUAAACCCUAAUUCUCAGGAUGGGAAAAGACCAUUUACCCCAUCAACAACAAUCCCAUCUUCUUCCUAUAAUCCGUAUGUUGAAAACCCUAAUCAGAACCCUACAAAGUCUCUCAUCUCCAACAUCAAUGGCUAUGAAGCUGACGAUCAACAGAUCUUUCCGUUGAUUAACCCUAAUUAUCCUCAAUACCUUUCCCUCUCGAAUAGCAACAACAUCUCGGGAACAAGUGGUGUCUUGCUCAACUACAAUAUGUGUGAUCACUACAACAACCACCACAGUUUCUCCACAGACGUCAGUGGAAAUAGGUCAGAGAUUGUGAUGAAGCAAGAAGAGAUCAUGAUGAUGAUGAGAGACAACCACAUUGACCAGAGGACAAAAGGGUACGAAGGGAAUUUUGCACAAGAGUAUUACAGUAACUACAAUGGACAUGGGGAUUUGAAGCAAAUGAUUAGUGGAACAGGCACUAAUUCUAACAUAAACAUGGGUGGCUCAGGCUCAGACUCAGCUUCAUCUUCUAGUUCCAUAAGCAACCUAGCCGCGAACAAAAGCAGUAGUAGCCUCCUACAGCACAAGUGCUUGCCCUAUUUCUACUCCUAG
Messenger RNA from Microthlaspi erraticum, 1002 nucleotides. The record is from the annotation of a GenBank genome assembly. NCBI's taxonomy places the organism in Eukaryota, Viridiplantae, Streptophyta, Magnoliopsida, Brassicales, Brassicaceae.